AUGGGAUUAGAAAAGGGCCGUCUAGUACCUUUUAGCAGAGGUAAAACAAUGACUCCGCUUUCGUUUUUCUCCGUACUACUAGUUUUUCUACCUUUUGUCUACCUUCAAGAGUACCGUUUACCAACAACUGUAGUACCGUCACAUUAUGCAUUGUCCUUCACGUUUAACCGACAAGUAUUUACUGGAACUAUAUUCGAGUUCAGUGGAUCGACGGUUAUUACAAUAAGAACAACAGAAAGUGUAACUAAUAUUCAGUUGCAUGCAGAUCCAUCGUUCAUUCGUAUUGAAGCCAUCGCUUUGGAUCAGGGUGGCGAAGUUGAUAGCUACAAUAUGAAUGAUGUUACUCAAAUUUUAACAAUAACUACUAAAGCAGCUCUAACUCCCGAAAUCGAAUAUAAGCUAACCAUAACUUACAAAGCGGACAUCAGUACCAAAGAAAUGAUAGGACUUUAUCAAAGUACGUAUCAAGAUGUCAGCCAAGCUACAAAUUAUCUAGUGGCUACCCAAUUUGAGCCUACAUACGCUAGAAGAGUCUUCCCUUGUUUUGAUGAGCCGUCCUUUAAAGCAACUUUUCAAGUCAGUUUCACUCUUGGACCAAAUAUUAUUCCAAGGACAAAUACGAAACUUGAAUCAUCUAAUCAGAUAACACCAAACAUUCUUCAAUAUACAUUUGUGACUACUCCAGUCAUGUCAACAUACCUGCUGUCUUUUGUUAUAUCAAAUUUAGACUGUAGCGAAGCUUUUACCAUAAAUGGAGUAGAAAAUUCUGUUUGCUCUAGACCAGACACUGCGAAUUUCAGAGGUUGGGCUGUGGAUAUUGCUCCAAAAAUACUUGCAAGUCUUGGUGAGUACACCCAGUUGGACUACAACUUGGCUAUGAACAAAAUGGAUUAUGUUGCGGUUCCUGAUUUUUCUGUCGAAGCUAUGGAAAAUUGGGGGCUUUCUACUUAUAGGGAACAAAACUUACUAUAUGACCCUGAACAUUCAACAAAUAUCGACAAACAAAAUGUAGCUACACUACUUGCACAUGAAAUAGCUCACCAAUGGUUUGGCAACCUGGUAACUUGCAACUGGUGGUCAGAAACAUUUUUGAACGAAGCUUUUGGUGACUACUUUGAGUAUUUUGCUGUACAUAUGAUCCUACCUGACUGGCAACUGGACAAACAGUAUGUAGUCAACAACGUUCAGAAAGCACUGAGGGCCGACGAAGGGAACCUACCAGCGCUACAGAGCUCUGUAUCAACUCCUGUAGAGAUUUUAGGAAGAUUUAAUGUAGUUUCCUAUACUAAAGGAAGCAGUAUUCUGCGAAUGGUAGAACAUAUUUUGGGAUCAGAAAACUUUAAAGCUGGGAUAUACCAUUAUCUUAACAGUUACAAAUUUAAAAAUACUGCGUCAAGCGAUUUGUGGAGAGGUUUCCAAGCUUAUUUAGACAAUUCUUAUUCCAUUUUACCCAACUAUCUAAAUUUGGGAGACGUGAUGAACAAUUGGGUCGUACAAUCAGGAUUUCCGUUACUAACGGUUACGAUUAACGGAGAAAAUUUACAGAUUCAACAAAGAAGAUUUGGCGAAACAGGAAGUGACGAUAAUACCAAAUGGUACGUCCCUAUUACGUUCAUCACUUCUGGCACAUCUGGAGUGCCAGCGACUCGUCCAAGCUAUUGGUUAACUCCCCAGGAAAACGUAGCCUUUCAGUUGCCGGAAGGUGCUGAAUGGAUUAUCGUUAACAAUCUUCAAACAGGGUACUAUAGAGUUAAUUACGACACCGCUACCUGGAAUAAGAUUGAAGAAGUAUUCAAAAGCGACAAUUUCGGCAGCAUUAAUGAAAUUACUAGAGCACAGAUAGUAGAUGACUUGUUCAGUCUUGCCAACAUAGGAGAAAUCAGCUAUUCCAGAGUUUUGCAGUUUUUGGAGUUCCUAUCUGAAGAAACUUCAUAUUUUACAUGGACGUCAGCUUUUAACGGCUUUCAAUUUAUCUUUGACAGACUUCAAAAUCAGUCCAAUUUAACUGAAACUAUUACGACUAAUGUUUUGUCUCUCAUGGAUAAAUUGUACCAAUCUACAUCAUUUGAUGUUAUAGAUGACGAUAAUCAAGUGUUUACUCUUAAAAAAAUGCUGACAUUUAGCUGGGCUUGCCAAUUGCGCCAUCCUCAGUGUCUCGUAAUGGCACGUGCUUUGUUCUUGUCCUAUAAAUUGGGUGGAGUAAAACCAGAAAAGAACUUGCGUAGCACAGUAUACUGUACAGCUCUGCAGACGAGUUCAGAAAGAGAAGAUUGGGACUUUUUGCUUAGGGUUCAUAACGAGGCCGACCUUGAUUCGGAGCGCCCUCUUUUGCUCAAAUCUUUAGCUUGUACACAAAAUAAAGAGCUUCUACAAGAAUUGUUGUUGCUGACUAUUGCUAGCGAUUCUCCCAUUGCUCGAGAAGAUUGUAUAACAGUUCUGAAGAGCGUUGCUGAUAAUUUAAAUGGGGCAGAACUAGCGUUUGAUUUUGUAAUUAAUAAUUACAAUAAUAUUAUCCAAAGGUACCAAGCUACGAAUACUAUUGCCCAAAUUUUAGAAAUAAUUAGUGGUGCCAUUUCAACUGAAGAACAACUGGAUAAGUUUCGAGCUUUCAUCAAUGGUGAUCAAUUACCCAAAGACUACGUUAACGAUGGUGAAAGGGCACUGGAAAUUGCGCAGAAAAACAUGAACUGGUUGGUAAAAUACGAAAAUGAUCUAAUGAAUCACUACUAUCCACAACCAGACCAACCAGAUCCCUCACCAAUUACGGGAGAAGGCGUUGCGAUAGUUUCGAAUGGUUUAAUUAUUGGAUUGAUAGUAUCAUAUUUAUUACUUUAAUUUUUAAUUUAAAUAAUAAGUUAAAUAAAUAAAACAUUUAGUGAGAAAUAAACGAAUUAUGUAUGUUA
Messenger RNA from Diabrotica balteata, 2903 nucleotides. The record is from the annotation of a GenBank genome assembly. NCBI's taxonomy places the organism in Eukaryota, Metazoa, Arthropoda, Insecta, Coleoptera, Chrysomelidae.